This is a messenger RNA of Periophthalmus magnuspinnatus, 2807 nucleotides long. It is a transcript of the gene mtmr14, whose product is annotated as myotubularin related protein 14. Gene Ontology annotation, molecular function: phosphatidylinositol-3-phosphate phosphatase activity. The transcript is spliced from 19 exons. The coding region runs from base 593 to 2512 and encodes 639 amino acids. Gene Ontology annotation, biological process: dephosphorylation. Lineage: Eukaryota; Metazoa; Chordata; Actinopteri; Gobiiformes; Gobiidae. The record is from RefSeq and is a predicted model, not a curated record.
CUGUCUGUUUUCCUUUAGCUCGUAGAUACUAACAUCGUGCAGAAGUACAUUGCAACAUCAGUGCGCAGCUCACCCUGGCCUGAAACAGUUCACUCAUACGACUUUUAUUUGUGGAAUAUGUUGGAUGCAAUGUCCGCCGUCGCUAAGGAGACGAGGAGACGUCUGAAGACACUGGAGACGUCGUAGUCCACCUUGCACACUUGCAGGUCACAGUUAGCUUUCGGGAGCUGAGUAACAAGUGCAUAAAGUGUGAAUAAGCCGCUGGAGUGGACACAUCAAUAUAUGCAGUUUUGCGAAAUCAUCCUGUUUUACCUGUGGAAACUGAUCCGAAACCUCUGUUUGGUCUGUGUUAGCCCUGUGCUAACACCCUUUGGCUGUGCAGUGGUGUAGCCGAGUACCGACCGAAGGUGCCACCACGGCCCUGAAUUCUCGACGAGUUCCCGGCUCCGGCCCGUUUCAGCGGGCAGUCAGGAAGAAGUUGGCCGGGAAGGGAUGGCCUGGCCGCUCCUUCAAACCCAAAAGCCAAGGCGCUGCUGUGUAUGAGGGAGGCCACGUCAGGUUACAGGCCACUGCCGUGGGUAGAGGCUCUGCUAUGGCUGCCUCCGGACUGUCAUUGAGAAAAAGCGAGGAAAUAGUAGAUUUGAUCUAUUUGUUCUCCAAGACACAGUACAGAGCAAAAGAAGUGACCCCACAGGUGGAGGCAAUUGAGAGGCGCACCCUCGACUUAUUCUCAAGGGAUUAUAAGUAUAGCAUCAUCCACAACUCUAAUGGAGAGGUGUGCGGCCACUACCCACGGCAAAUUGUGUUCCUGGAGCAAGAGCUGGAGUGUGAGAGAAGCAGAUCUGAAGGUGCUGUACACAUCAGUAAGCUUCAGGACCUGGUAAACAGGAGUAAGCUUGCCCGAUGUAGGGGAAGAUUUGUUUGUCCUGUUAUCCUCUACAAGGGAAAGCAUAUUUGCCGGUCAUCUACUCUAGCAGGCUGGGGGGAGCUCUAUGGCCGAACAGGCUACAACUACAUAUUCUCAGGGGGCACUGAUGACACAGUGACAGAGCCAGAAGAGGUUCCAGAGGAUGACAGUGGAGUGAGGAAUGGUGACUCUCAACUGUUUGAUAAGGUUCGUGGUCACGACAUUAAGCUACUACGCUACCUUUCUGUGCGCUACAUCUGUGACCUGAUGGUGGAGAAUAAGAAGGUUAAAUUUGGUCUAAAUGUAACCUCUUCCGAAAAGGUGGAUAAAGCUCAACGCUAUGCAGACUUCACUCUGCUUUCAGUGCCUUAUCCAGGGUGUGAGUUCUUUAAGGAGUACAAAGACAGAGACUACACAGCAGAAGGUCUUGUUUUUAACUGGAAUCAGGAUUAUGUGGAUGCGCCUUUGACAAUCCCUACAUGCUUCACUCAGAACCUAAACAUAGACUGGACCCAGUACCAGUCCUGGGACUUGGUGGAACAAACUCAAAACUACCUGAAGCUGCUUCUUCAUAUCAUUAACAGUGAUGAUGAGAGCGGGCUGCUGGUGCACUGCAUAUCUGGAUGGGACAGAACGCCUCUGUUUGUCUCUCUUCUCCGGCUGUCUCUGUGGGCUGAUGGUAUUGUGCACGCUAGUCUGGAGCCAGCAGAGAUUCUGUACCUAACCAUCGCAUACGAUUGGUUCAUGUUUGGUCACAUGCUGCCUGAUCGCCUCUCCAAAGGGGAAGAGAUAUUUUUUUUCUGCUUCAAUUUUUUGAAGCACAUUGUUUCAGAGAAGUUCUCUGCUGUAAAGAGACUGAGAAGAAAGAAUUCACAGUUCAAAGAUAAUGAAUUUACUGUGGAUGACCUCUGUCAGUUAAAGUCGAGAGACCGUGGCAGUGUGACCAGUCUGAGCAGUGAGUUCUCUCUGAUCACUGAGGAGCUUGGAGGACCUUCCAGUUUGAACAGUGAUACCCCAGACCUAUUUAUGAACCAACCAGCUGCUGCGUGCUGGAGGAAAGGCCCAUCCCCCUCUCCUCAGGUGAUGUGGAACAGACUGGAGGAGAGCAUAUCACAUCAACUGAGUGAGGCCAGGUCCUCCAGCUCCUCCUCCUCCAACCAGUCCGACCAUGGGCUCACACACACUGGCAGCAGUCCUCUAGCUGUUCCUGGGAGAAGGCUGAUUGUAGACAGUGCACGCUCUGCCUCAUCAGUCUCUACAGAAUAUGGAAGCUGGCAGAUUGUCUCAGGGUGUGGGAGCAUUCAUGAUCAUGCACACUUUCCUGCACCCACAGCCUCAGUCUCCUCCAGCUCAUCUGUGGUAGCUCCUCCCUACGACUCCCCCUUGCCCUUCAGUUUUCAGGAAGACGGGCCUAGUGGGCGUAUGUGUCCCUUGCCCUCUGAGCGGCAGACCCGGCUUGAAUCAGUGCGGGAGAUCUUCUUGGCGGCUUACAGCUCCACAGUGGGUCUCAAGUCUUCCACUCCCAGUCCUUCAGCUGCCAUCUCUGGCCUGUUGGAGCAGUUUGCUCGUGGUGUUGGCCUCCGAGGGCAUAAUGCUAUUGUCUAAAGCCUCCGAUACUCCUGUCAAACAGGCUAAGCUAUGUCUACCACUGCUCUGUCUGCUGCAAAAACAAAGCCUCCAAUUCCAGUUUAAUGAUUUUUUUUUUUUUUUUUUUUUUUUUUUAAAUGCUCUAAACACUUUUGUCUGGAUUUUCAAAGGGAUGUUUCUGCUAAAGGGAAGGGAGUAAAAUUAUUAUGCUUAAUGGCAGAUGUAUGUGAUCAUUAUUUAUAGAUGAUCAUCCUUUAGAAAAUUUGAUCAAUUAAUUAUUUUAAUCCUGUUGCUCUUUCACAUUCAAAGAAGG